Molecule: messenger RNA, 989 nt
Organism: Desarmillaria tabescens
Lineage: Eukaryota; Fungi; Basidiomycota; Agaricomycetes; Agaricales; Physalacriaceae
Exons: 4
Coding region: 420-758 (112 amino acids)
Source: RefSeq, a predicted model, not a curated record
AUGAUUCUACGCCACGCUGUGCGCCACUGCGCGAGUGAGGACGCAUUAAGGACAAAAAUGUCCACCCACCAUUAUAGUUACCGUUACUUCCAGGUACUCAUGGCAUUGUCACGGUGGACCAUCCAACUGGAAGAGGAGACUACGUCAGUUGGGUACUCACUGUAAUUGAACACCAUGAGGUUCUAUGCCGCUAUCCACCCUGGAUGCGACUACUGGUCCGCAUCCCCACGGACCAAAUGGGUCUACAUAGGCGUCAAUCAGGAAGAUACAGCGGAACUCAUGUUUCUCGCAUCCUCGGUCCAACGUGAAGGUCGGAAAACGUAUCUUGUUGUUGCGAACACGGUCGGAUGGCCCACAUUUGCUGGGCCAUUCUCAGAAUAGAUCCGCCUAUGUGAACACGUUUAAAACGAUGAGUUGAAAUGAGUGGUAUUAAGAAGCGUUGGUGCAUCUCGUCAAUUAAAAAGCUUUUCUUCCGCAGUAUCGAUAUCUUUCGACGCCAUCGCCGUACAUGUCGGUGCUUAUACGAAGGCGCCGUGUACCCAGGUCUCGACGAAAGAAUGGAGAAGAUCCAAAGUCAAAUCAAGCCUCUGGAAGAAUUGGAGAGGAAUCUGGCGAAGCAAUACGGGAUGGGCAGGGAUUUUGAUCCUGUCGAGGUUUUCGACAAGGGGAAAAGACUGGCAUUUUCGAAUCGCGACCAGGAGGUCCUGAAAAAGCUGGGUGAACUACACGAAUUUCGGCUGCAAGCGUGCAAAGCUUAGACGUUUGGCUGAAAGAUAUCGUAGCCGAAGCACAGGAAGAACGAAUCCUUCCGUAUCUCUCGGAAAUUUCAUACCUAUAGUACUGUAAUAUAUCAUCACCUAGUAAAUACAAAAUAUUGGAAAAGGACGUGGGGAUGAGGCCAAGGACAGCGGAUUUUCGCAAUCUGAGUUUCAACAGUGGCCAAGAGAACGAUGAUAGUCUACGAUUGGGUCCCCGUAAAUUGGCCAAGG